AUUAUUUACCGCAAAACAAAUUGCUUAAUUAACUAAUUAAAUUAAACGAUUCUUGCAAAUUUCCAUUAGUACAUUCAGUCGUUCAUUCAACUGCAUUAGAUUAGAGCUCCAAUUUUCAAUCACCACAAAAUGAAAGUCUUUGUCCUGUUCCUAUUGAUCGCGGUGGCACAAUCGUCGGAAUUGGGGGAUAAUGAGCACAAGAAGGAUGAACCGGUGCCUUGUACGUGUGGCGUCUUCCUCAGCGGCCAGUUCAAGAAAGGCUCCAAGGACCAGCCGAAGGGUUCACCCGUUCUUACUCAGGAAAUGGACAACGCUUUCAUGAAUAAUUCCGUGGGUAACAGACAGUGCACGAAUAAAUGUCUGGAAAUGAUCAUAAAACAUCUGCCAAAAAGUGCCGAAAUAAUUUGUGCGACUGUGGACAGAGACGUGCACCGGGAAAAGGCGUAUUUGUUCGUCAAAAACCACAGCAACAAAUGGCACGGCACCAACUUAUCCGCAGGAAGGGAGUUUUGUUGCACUGACAACAUAUCUGUAAAGUGUCCUGUUAUGUAAACUUCUAAUAAAAAUUCUUAUAAAUA
Aethina tumida (small hive beetle) is the source of this 578-nucleotide messenger RNA. It is a transcript of the gene Fcp3C, whose product is annotated as follicle cell protein 3C-1. The transcript is spliced from 3 exons. The record is from RefSeq and is a predicted model, not a curated record. The coding region runs from base 130 to 552 and encodes 140 amino acids. NCBI's taxonomy places the organism in Eukaryota, Metazoa, Arthropoda, Insecta, Coleoptera, Nitidulidae.